Messenger RNA from Branchiostoma floridae (Florida lancelet), 1149 nucleotides. Its product is annotated as centromere protein M-like. Lineage: Eukaryota; Metazoa; Chordata; Leptocardii; Amphioxiformes; Branchiostomatidae. The transcript is spliced from 6 exons. The record is from RefSeq and is a predicted model, not a curated record. Bases 80 to 691 code for a protein of 203 amino acids.
CGAAUAAAAUAACUUGCUUUGUCUAUUCAUCAGUAAAUGCCUGUUGCGUUUUGAUGCGACAAAGGCGGUGAUUUUGAAAAUGGCGGCCGAAGAGGAAAGCGAAAUGUCCGAAGUCUUACCCCGCGAGAUUUUGAAGCCGUUCAAUAAGAUGCCGGUUCGAAACGCUGCCACUGUGUUGCUUGUUGGCAGCUACGGCACGGGGAAAAAGCAGCUAGCCAAGUCCAUGGUGGAUGUCUGCACAGACACAGGGCUCAAGCUACAAGUUCGUACCACCACUAGCCUGCCGCUACCUGAGGAGAACACAGACACCAGACCCAGGAUAGACUACAUAGCCUUCAUCAUAGACCUCACCAACAGACUCAGUUUCUCAACAGUCCAGUCAGCUGUACAGUGUGUGGAUGUUGAGUACUUCCUUGGCAGAGCCUGUUUUGUGGUAACAAAUGUCAAAGGUACCUCUGACCAUUGUGUGGAGAUGGAGGAAGUGUCCAGACUGGCAGACAUGUACAACACCAUGUACAUCUGUGGGGGCAUAAAGGAGGGUGAUCCUGAUGAGAGAACAACCCUGGCCAAUCGGCUGCUGCAGCUGGUGGAGGUGUCUGCAGGCAGGAAGAAUGUUUCCCCCCUACUGGUGGACUUAACCUGCAGGCAGCUGUCCUUCCAAGAGGAGCAGACUGAGUUCUACACUGUCUAGACCUCUUUGGAUUUGGAGUUUUUGUAUUGUAUAUUGUUGUGUCAGCUUUUUGUACUAGUAUUUGAAGAGGUACAUAUGUUGGUAGAGGGAUCCCACAAGAUGCACACAUUGACACUUGGCAUACCACUGCAAAAUCUCAUGUCUUAGAGAACUUUGAUAAUGGGUAGGGUGACAAACCUGUGUGUACUAUUAUAUAUCAGUAUUUUAUAAUGUACUAGAUAUAAGUGAAAGAAGUAGGUUUUAACAUAAGUUUAUUUAUACUCAAACACAGCUGCUGUUAAAGGACCUCUCUGAGAUUCCAAUUGCAACUCUAAUAUUCUCAUCAUUUGUUCACAUUUGUUCAUUGUAUCUGUUCAUAGAUCAUAGAAUCUACAUGUACAUAUACAGGGUAAUUAGCUUUGUUAUGCUUGCGUGUCAUUGCAUUAAAACUACCGGUAAAGCAUAUUCUUUCACUGCCC